This is a messenger RNA of Anolis sagrei ordinatus, 856 nucleotides long. The record is from RefSeq and is a predicted model, not a curated record. Lineage: Eukaryota; Metazoa; Chordata; Lepidosauria; Squamata; Anolidae.
AAACGUCAGGAGAGAAUGCUUCUGGAACAUGGCAAGACAGCCCGGAAAACUCACAGCAUCCUGGUUUAUGGGAAAUUAGAAAAGGAUUCUGCUAUGAUUAAAGCAUUGAGUGGUGGAACAGAUAACCAAAAAGCCUUGCUAGUUCCCCUUUCACGAGUUCCUCUUUCAAAAUACCUGGAAGUAGGGACAGAUCUGGUCUUUCCUGUUUCUCUUCCUCCUAGGGGCCUUGGCCAAGUCGUGACUGACUACGUGCACGGCGAGGCGUCAAUCCGAGCGGCCAACGCGGGCCUCUACCUGCUCUCCAUGGCCACCUUUGCUGGUCUCUGCUAUUUCAACUACCACGACGUGGGCAUCUGCAAGGCGGUGGCGAUGCUGUGGAGCCUCUGAGACGCGGCCUCGCCUUUCGGCCCAACGCAAUGAUUGUACACCGCUGCCUCUGCUUCAUUGUAUUAUUCCUGAGUCAUUGGAUGAGGGAGAGAUAGCCAUAAAGGGUCCCGUGUAGCGCGGCUUGGAGAAGGAAGGAGGCCUGCGACUGUCGCCGUCCAGCCGAACCGGGGAUUUCCCGGCAAGCCGCGAAUUUCCACUUGAAACAGGCUAGAAUCAGGGAAGAGCGGAGAGGCGAACCAAUAUGAUUGUAGUGGCUGCCAUGGCCGAUGGCUGGCACUCCCCAUCUCAUAUGGCAGCUUGGUUUCAACGGAUGCUGUAUAAUGAUUUUUUAAAACCCCACUCCGCCUCUUCUGAUGUUGCCCUUAGUGAUGUGUAUCCAUAGCAUCUUGUGCAUUGCUCAGGCAAGUUGCAGUCAAAAGGGAAGACCGCUGUUUAAUUUCUGUACAAUAAAGAAUUUACACAACCCUCA